Komagataella phaffii GS115 is the source of this 3909-nucleotide messenger RNA. RefSeq names its product ATP-dependent helicase. The coding region runs from base 1 to 3909 and encodes 1302 amino acids. NCBI's taxonomy places the organism in Eukaryota, Fungi, Ascomycota, Pichiomycetes, Pichiales, Pichiaceae. Gene Ontology annotation, biological process: double-strand break repair via homologous recombination; DNA replication. Gene Ontology annotation, cellular component: cytoplasm; nucleus; chromosome. The transcript has a single exon. Gene Ontology annotation, molecular function: nucleic acid binding; ATP binding; four-way junction helicase activity. The record is from RefSeq and is a predicted model, not a curated record.
AUGGCCUUCACCACAAACAUCCGAGAGCAUUUGGGGUGGUUGGAGAAGACCAAGGAGAACAUUCCGCCUAAGAAUGUCUUGGAAAGACUGCAGAAUGUGGCAAAGGAGAGUGGUUCAACCAUACGAUUAACAGCACCUUUAGCUGCCUCUCCUUCUCUUAACAAAAAUUCAGCUCCGUUACAACCACAAACACAGACACAGAGUAAUGGAGCCACUGGCCCAGUAGAAAAUUCUCUUUCUGCUUUACACACUGUGGACUCGACUCGUCGGGUAUCUACUUUGAAAAGCUACAAGCCACAGAUGGCCCCCAUAACUAGAAACUCUGCUCAGCAAUUACCACAGGCCAUAGAUCUUACAGAUGAUGUAUCGGAUGAGGAGCACCUAGUGCCUUCUAAGGAAAAUCUUACACAGAAAAGAACCAAAAGAGCCGAACAGUCAAAAUCGGACGCCCCAGCUAAGCGAGCGAAGGUUACUAAAUCUCCAUUCGUAGAGCCAACCACAACCAAAUCUAACCCGUCAUUGAACAAAUUGAAAAAACAGGAAUUAGUGGACAUAUUAGCUAAUCAAGAGACACUUAUGGAAAUGUUCCAAAGCAAAAUACAGAUACUUGAGGAAAGAGAUGCGAUAACGAAUAGCAGAAAACUCUCGGAAGAAGACAAAUGCUCUAAAAGAGCAGAGUUGCAACUUGAGAUCGAUAGAUUGGACUUACAGAUAACGAACCUAAUGACAACAAUUUCCAACUUGAAGGGCAAAAAACACAACACGACGGAGAAAACUACAGAACAGGAAGGAAACAAUGACAGUAAUGCACCAGAAAUAGAUAACCACCCCGUUAAUCCUGAAAGUCCAUUGUCUCCCACUCAACCACAACCUCACAAUCCUUUUAGAGAACCAUAUCCAGACUCCUUACUGGAUGACUUUAGCGAUGCAGACAUUGAUCUCACGUUUGGUGAUUCAAUUGCAGAUGUCACCAACGAGCUUGAACACAACGACGACUCUUCAAGAAUACAGACACAGGAACACGAAAUACUGCCCAUGGACGAGGAGGAACAAAUGCUUCUCCAGAAUUUUGUAGUGCAUGAAGAUGGACGAUCUAACAAAGGGAGUGUGUUCGAAGACGAAAUGAGUGAAGAUGCAGACUAUGUGGAGUAUACAAAAUCCGUUGAUGGGGAUUUCACUGAGCAUCAAAUACCACGCGUUUCUAAGGAAGAGCUGGAAAACCUCAAAGACUCGGUAGACGAGGAGGUGGAUAUAAUUGACGAUAGUGCUCCUCAAAAUGAUUAUGACGUUCUCAAAGGAGUAGAGUUUUCCGAUGAUGAGGAGAUCGAAAGUGAUAGCAGCAUUGAAGUGAUAGAUGUUGUCCAGUAUAAUGAAGAAAGGGAAAUCAACACUCAAAAUAUCAAAAAGGAACUUCAAACUGAAGAACUUUUUGAUUUAAAUAGCGAUGACGAACAUGAGCUAGUAAAUCUGUCAGGUGGGAAGACUGAUUCUACUGUCGGACUCUCGUCUCAUAAUGAGGAGUUACCUCAAUUUGAAGAUAGUCACAGGAGAUUUAGUACAGAAACUCAUAAGUAUCCUUGGACAGAUGAAGUCUUUUACAUUCUUAGGGAGACUUUCAAAUUAGAAUCUUUCAGAUCUAACCAGUUGGAAGCUGUCAACGCCACAUUGUCAGGAGAAGAUGUGUUUGUUUUGAUGCCAACAGGAGGAGGAAAAUCUUUAUGCUAUCAACUGCCGGCUUUAGUCCAAUCAGGAAGCACUCGAGGAACAACUGUUGUUGUUUCUCCAUUGAUAUCUUUGAUGCAAGAUCAAGUAGAACAUUUGAUAGCUAACAAGAUCAAGGCAGGAAUGAUCAAUUCCAAAGGUACUGUGCAAGAGCGUCGACAGAUGUUUGACCUGCUGAACAGCGGAGAUCUGGAUUUGAUCUACUUGUCUCCGGAAAUGAUCAGUGCCAGCAAUCAAGCUAGAAGCUCUUUGAAGCGGCUUCAUAGAAUUGGCAAGUUAGCAAGAAUUGUUGUAGAUGAAGCCCACUGUGUUUCGUCUUGGGGCCACGACUUCCGCCCAGAUUACAAAACAUUGAACUACUUCAAGAAAGAGUAUCCGGAUAUACCUGUUAUGGCGCUGACAGCCACCGCUAACGAGCACGUUGUUAUGGACAUUGUUCACAAUCUAGGUCUGAAUAAGCCACAAUGUUUCAAACAAAGUUUCAACCGGACAAAUCUUUUUUACAAAGUUCAGGUGAAAACGAAAACUCAUCUAGAUGAGAUUACUAAUAUGAUCAAUGGGCAAUAUCGUAAUCAAACUGGUAUCAUUUACUGUCACUCUAAGAACUCAUGUGAACAAACUAGUGCCCGUCUGAUUCAGAAUGGUAUCAAAUGUUCUUUCUAUCAUGCUGGAAUGACGACUGAAGAUCGCUUUGCAGUACAAUCUGCUUGGCAAUCCGACAAAAUUAGAGUGAUUUGUGCAACUAUCGCUUUUGGAAUGGGUAUUGACAAGCCAGAUGUCCGAUUCGUUAUUCAUUUAACCGUUCCUAGAACGCUUGAGGGAUAUUAUCAGGAAACAGGGCGAGCUGGAAGAGACGGAAAUCAUUCUGAUUGCAUCAUGUUUUACAGUUACAGAGAUGUGAGGACUUUACAGACGAUGAUUCAAAAAGACGUUGAUUUGACCAGGGAAAAUAAAGAAAAUCACCUAAAUAAAUUGCGUAAGGUGAUUCAAUACUGCGAGAAUGGCACAGAUUGCAGAAGGCAGCAAGUACUGCAAUACUUUAACGAGAACUUUGAUAAGAAGGAUUGUCAAAAGCAAUGUGACAAUUGCGUUAAAGGGAACGAUUCGACUACCGAAGAAAGAGAUGUAACCAACUUUGCUCGUGACAUGGUUAACCUUGUGAAGAGUUUACAAGAUGAAAAAAUCACGCUGCUGUAUUGUCAAGAUCUAUUUAGAGGGUCGAAAAGCAACAAGGUGAUGUCUUCGGGCCAUGAUAGUAAUCCCUACUAUGGUAAAGGUAGAAACAUAAACAAAGGAGACGUUGAAAGAAUUUUCUUUCAUCUUAUAUAUGAGCAGAUUCUCAUGGAGUACUCAGUGAUGAAUGGUGCAGGGUUUGCCUGCAAUUAUAUUAAACUUGGGAAACAUGCCAAUUCGGUAUUGUGUGGAACCAGAAAGAUUGUAGUGGCAUUUUCAACAGCCAUUGAUCGUACCAAGGCUCCCAACAAGCCCACGUCAAAGCCGGCAUCCAAGGCUAAGCUGACAAGAGUUCAACCUGCUGUUUCCAACGAACUGGCCAACUUUAGGUAUAAUGGAAGCGAAAGUUCUUUUCUUUCCGCUUCUUCUAUCUUGAAGAAUCAACAAUCCACUUCGCCUAUUGUCUUGCCAAAGAGGGCAUUCUCCAUUAGAGAAGAAGAAGCCCAUGUUGAAUACUGUUACAGAGAGUUGAAUGACAUCCGCAGUCGUCGUCUACAUGAGAUUGGAUGGAAAUCCUCUGCGACAUUAGUCAGUGACGAAAGCCUAAGGGAUAUGGCAUUCAAACUGCCCCAAAAUGAGCAGGAAUUUCAAUCAUUGGCAGGUAUGAACCCUCAUCAAUUACAAUAUUUCAAGCUAUUCAGAACCAAAUUGAAGGCAUUAAUGAAUAUACGGCAAGCCGGAUAUAAGGACUAUCAAUUAGAAAUCCUCACAGGCAAUGCUGAACAAGAUCAAAACCAGCAUAAUUCACCAUAUUUUGCCCCCAGGGCUCCUACUGAAAGAGAUAAGCAGAUCCUAACUCAACUAAGCAGUGUAUUCGAUGCAUCUCAAGCUUCCAGCACUAAACCCAUGCCAGCUUCCACAUCCCAACAACGCACCAGUGGGAAUCAUCACAAUGGCAGGAAAAAACCCUUCAGGCGACGCAAAAAGAGCUCUUCCAUCAAGGUUAUGAAGUGA